UGUGCUGAAAUGUUUCCUUUUCGCGGGAAGGGGACCUCAUAGAGAAACAUUGGUAACAAUACGUUAUGUAUUACUCGUCAAACCCUAAACCUGGACGUGUUGGCGGAUUCCUGCACGCACCUAAACAGAGCAGUGAAGAUGUAGAAUUUCAACGGACUGACAGUCAUUACGAAGACAAAUCAGAAAGGUUUCUCCUGAAAGAUAAAAAUUUUGUUCGACAAUAUGCACACUUGUAUGCAGAGAGAUUAUGGAUAAUGAGAGGGAAACUGGAGAAGGCAGCUAGAAAUAAAUGGGGUAAAGAUGUAAAUAUCAAGAAGCUUCAUGAGCUUCAGAGUAAUGAGAAAUGUGUAAUUAUCGGAACAUUGUUCAAACACAUGGAGCUUCAACCCAGUAUUUUGAAGGAAAUCAGUGAAGAGCACAAUUUGAUGCCACAACCUGUAAGAACGCGAUUUGUGAAUGACACAGACAAACUUAUCCUUGAAGAUGAAUUACAAAGAAUUGUAUUACUGGGUAAAAUGGAUACUCCAACUUCUGUUACAGGGGCCAUUAUUGCGGUGUAUGGUAUAGAGCCAGAAGAUAACCUAGGAAAGUUCCAUGUUGAAGAUUAUUGCUUCCAAGUGCUUCCAGCUCAAGUCCCUCGACCUGCACUAGAACAGGACAAGUACAUUGCUUUGAUCUCUGGGAUAGAGGCCGGUGGGAGUGAAGAGAAGACAUUUCCGCUCCAGCUGUUUGUUGACUUGGUGACAGGGCAGGUUGGAGAUGCUGGACAACAGGAAGACUCUGCCAACAUAGUCCGGGUUAUUGUUGCUGGCAACUCGCUCAGUCGGGACACACAGGACAAGGACAAUAUCAAUAAGGCUAAAUAUCUCACCAAAAAGACAGUGGCUGGUAGUAUAAAUGCUGUCAAGGAUUUGGAUGACACUUUUACCCAGCUGACAUCAUGUGUAGAUGUUGAUGUAAUGUCAGGACAGUUUGACCCGUCCAACUACAUCCUUCCCCAGCAGCCCCUACACAAGUGUAUGUUCCCUCAGGCCUCCAGUUACACCACCUUCCAUACGACCACCAACCCCUACAACUGUAGUGUGGAUGGUGUUAGCAUAAUUGGUACUUCUGGUCAGCCAACACAUGACAUAAUUAAAUAUAGUACCAAUGAUGAUCCGGUGGAUAUUUUGGAAAAAUGUUUAAGUUGGGGACAUCUCGCUCCUACUGCUCCUGACACACUAGGCUGCUAUCCAUACUACGGAAAAGAUCCAUUCAUAUUAGAAGAAUGUCCUCAUAUUUAUUUUGCUGGCAACCAGUCAUCUUAUGGCUGCAAACUUCAUAAAGGUCCCACUGGUCAGGAGGUAUUGCUUGUCAGCGUCCCGAGGUUUUGCCAGACCAGCACGUGCGUUCUCAUAAACCUGAAAACCCUGGAGUGUCAGGCUGUAGAAUUUAACACAGACUUUCCUGAGCCAGCAAAGGAGAGUCCUGAUGUUGAUAAAUGAUGUUGGUAACAAGCAGGAAAACAGACCGUUGUCAUACAUACCUCACACAUUGUACUAUUCUGAUGUAGAUAAAUGAUGUUGGUAACAAGCAGGAAAACAGACCUUUGUCAUACAUACCUCACACAUUGUACUAUUCUGAUGUAGAUAAAUGAUGUUGGUAACAAGCAGGAAAACAGACCUUUGUCAUACAUACCUCACACAUUGUACUAUUCUGAUGUGAAUAUAAAAUGUCCAUAAUGCAAGCAAACAUCAGCCACCAUAAAGCUGGAGUCUAGUGCUGGGAUUUUGCAGUCGGGUCAGAUGAUGGAGGAAUUCACUUCUUAUGACCAAUCGUCACAACAUAUUGGUUCUGAGUGUGUUGUUUUGACUGUAUGAUGUGUACCAAACAUUACAAAGACCAAGACAGUGUGAGAAAUCUUAAAAUUCUGAGAUUUCUGUUUCAUGGUUUCCUUGCUGGUCUGUUGGACGAGAAAUAAUUGUGUGAAGGUCCUUUAGUACCUGUAUACAAGUACCAUGUGAAGUAUCUACUACAUAGAUGUAUUGAUGUACAACAUACAUGAUAUGUAUAACAUGCUGGCAGUGCUGUGAUUUUGCCAGUUACUUGCACCAAAAUGAAGAAAUGCAAUUAUUUAUGAAUAUUGUGCAUAUUCUUGUUUAGAGAUAAAAGUCAAAAUCAGAAGUA
Messenger RNA from Pecten maximus, 2166 nucleotides. RefSeq names its product DNA polymerase delta subunit 2-like. The coding region runs from base 66 to 1484 and encodes 472 amino acids. Gene Ontology annotation, molecular function: DNA binding. Lineage: Eukaryota; Metazoa; Mollusca; Bivalvia; Pectinida; Pectinidae. The record is from RefSeq and is a predicted model, not a curated record. Gene Ontology annotation, biological process: DNA strand elongation involved in DNA replication; DNA replication. Gene Ontology annotation, cellular component: delta DNA polymerase complex. The transcript has 10 exons.